CCCUCUGGUUCGGAUAUGGAGAGUCGAGGCAGAUCGAUUCUACCAUUCGAUUAUCUUGUAAGAACAUCGAUAAUAAUCGUUUGGUUUCCAACUUUGAAUCUUUACGCAACUACUUUGUAUCUGAUCAAUUACUACCGGUGAUAUUUAACAACACUUACAAAGUUGCUGUUGAAAGAGUGAUAAAAUCAGACGGAUUACUUGGAAAAUAAAGAUCCGUCUCGAUUGAUUAGUGCUACUUGCGAGAUUAAAGUGUAUGGUUCGACAAGGAUAGGUUAGACGAACGAUGCCGCAAGAAAUGAAUAUUUUGCGUUGCUAUUCUUGUAAGAUGUACCAAGUACAUAUAGUCAAGAAAGCACGCAGAUGGCAAUGCAAAUUGUGUAAUGAAAAGCAGUCUGUGAAACAGAUAUAUUUUCAAGGUUCUGGAAAAGACUGUCGUCUUCAUGUCCAACAACUGAAUUCUUUGAAAGCAAACGAGUCUUUAUUCUGUGUUAAUGCUUGUGAACAAGAUGAUGCUAACACCCAUCACAAUUCACCUUCAAAUGUAUCUACUCAAGUGUCGGAUAAUGACAAAGCUGUCGAAAACAAGUGGACUAAGUACUUGGAUUCUCUGAAAAAAGAAGAGCUGUUUGAUACAGGAAACUCAUCUUCUGAAGAUAUUUCUGAAGUUGAAAAUGUAAUGUCAGGUGAGAAAUCUCUGUGUAAUGAUGAGAACAGUGACUCUUGUAGCUCUGACAGGAUCAUAGAUGAUUCUGAUUUUGAAAUUGAGGAUGUGACUGAAGAUGAUGAAGCCAAAGAUUCUCAUUCUAUAAGUUGUAGUAAAAAUUCUGAUCAAUGUGAUAAUUCGCAGGAUAACAAUAAAUCUAGUAAUAAUCAAAAUAAUGUUACCAGUAUUUUUGAAACUUACGAUGAACUGGACAAUUCUCUUGACUUUUAGUUCCUAUAUAAAACCAAUAAAUAUGUCAUCUCAAAUAAAUAUCCAAGCCAUAAUUAGUUUUCUGGAAAGUAAUUUUUAUUACAGAAUUCGGUACAUAAAACAUUCAAGAAAAUAUUUGUGUGGAAUUAUUUCUUUCACAAAUUUCGAUAUCCUACAAUUUCAAAUAAACAUUUUAUUAUUUACCUACUUCUCAUAUACAUGUACAAUAGAGCUUCUGGUAACUGAAUAGUAGUGUGUUUAAUUUAAUGUCUUCUAUAUUUCAAGAAUAAUGUAUUCCGUUUCUAAAUUCUCUAUGUGGCUUAAAUACCUCGUUUCUUUCUGCUACAUUUUCUGUUCAAAUGAAAGUAGGUGAGUAACGAUUUAAUAUGCGAUGCGGGGCUUAAGUAAGGUAGAAUGCUGAU
Molecule: messenger RNA, 1335 nt
Organism: Harpegnathos saltator (Jerdon's jumping ant)
Lineage: Eukaryota; Metazoa; Arthropoda; Insecta; Hymenoptera; Formicidae
Product: MRN complex-interacting protein
Exons: 3
Coding region: 284-934 (216 amino acids)
Biological process (GO): endoplasmic reticulum to Golgi vesicle-mediated transport; intracellular protein transport; mitotic G2 DNA damage checkpoint signaling
Cellular component (GO): nucleus; COPII vesicle coat
Molecular function (GO): chromatin binding; zinc ion binding
Source: RefSeq, a predicted model, not a curated record